Molecule: messenger RNA, 1885 nt
Organism: Contarinia nasturtii (swede midge)
Lineage: Eukaryota; Metazoa; Arthropoda; Insecta; Diptera; Cecidomyiidae
Product: CDK5RAP1-like protein
Exons: 6
Coding region: 64-1854 (596 amino acids)
Biological process (GO): tRNA modification; negative regulation of cyclin-dependent protein serine/threonine kinase activity
Cellular component (GO): mitochondrion; cytosol
Molecular function (GO): tRNA-2-methylthio-N(6)-dimethylallyladenosine(37) synthase activity; 4 iron, 4 sulfur cluster binding
Source: RefSeq, a predicted model, not a curated record
UAUAGCAAAAACGAGCAUGACCGAGUUAACUAUCUUAUUACACCAUAAUAAAUAAUAUUUACGAUGAGAUUUAUAAAAUUGAAAAAUUAUUUAAAUUUCAAUCGAAUUAGUGUGAUACGUUGCCCUUUGGUGCAGGGGUUUAGUGGGCAAUGUGCCAUUCAAAAUGAUUGUGUGCAACAUCGAUGGUUUUCGUCAAAAGUCGCGACGAAACCAAGUGGAAAGUUACCUGCCAAAGGACCUGGAUUAAAGGAAUUUUUGAUUGCCGGUAAAAAUUCAUUAGUUGCCCAAUCAAAUCCGAUCACACCGGAGAAUACAAUUCCAUAUUUGGACAAAAUCGAUUUCAAUGGACAAGGUCGGAAGGUUUUUUUCGAAGUGUACGGAUGUCAAAUGAAUGUUAACGACACAGAAAUUGUAUGGUCAAUUUUGAAAGAAAACGGGUACCAAAAAAUUGAUUCAGCCGAUCAGGCCGAUAUUGUAUUGCUUAUGACAUGUGCAAUUCGGGAGAAAGCAGAGUCAAAGAUUUGGAAUCGCCUGAGACAGUUAGCUAUUGAAAAGCGUAAACGACGAUCCGUUGGAAAAAACUAUCAAGUUGGUAUUUUGGGAUGCAUGGCUGAACGUCUGAAAACAGAACUACUUGAGAAAGAGAAAAGCGUCGAUGUGAUCUCAGGACCAGAUAGUUAUAAAGAUUUACCGCGACUUUUAUCGGUAACAAAAAGUGGACAAAGUGCCGUCAAUGUGCUACUGUCUCUAGAUGAAACUUACGCUGAUAUUGUACCAGUUCGACUGGAUGAAAACGCUGUCACCGCAUUUGUGUCAAUAAUGCGUGGGUGUGAUAACAUGUGUACAUAUUGUAUCGUACCAUUUACACGCGGUCGAGAGCGAUCACGUCCAAUCGAUAGCAUUGAAAAUGAGGCAAAAAUGUUGGCCGAACAAGGAAUCAAGGAGAUCACACUUUUAGGCCAAAAUGUGAAUAGUUAUCGCGAUUUAUCGCAAGACACUGAACGGAAUAAUGAAACAAAUAUUGUUAGUGGUUUUAAUACUGUUUAUAAAACGAAAAAAGGUGGUAUGCGAUUUGCUGAAUUAUUGGAACGUGUUGCAGUAGCAGUGCCAGAAGUUCGUAUUCGUUUCACAUCACCACAUCCAAAAGACUUUCCGGACGAAGUGUUAAUGAUGAUGAAAAAAUAUCCAAAUAUUUGUAAAAAUAUUCAUAUGCCAAUUCAAUCGGGAAACAAUGCAGUUUUGGAGCGGAUGCGACGGGGAUACACACAGGAAGCGUACUUGGAUUUAGUCAAACAUAUUCGUAGCGUAAUUCCGGGUGUCAGUUUUUCUAGUGAUUUCAUCACAGGAUUUUGUGGUGAAACAGAGGAAGAAUUCGCUGAUACAUUAUCGGUAAUGAGAGAAGUAAAAUAUCACAUGGCAUUCAUGUUUGCCUACAGCAUGAGAGAGAAAACAACGGCACACCGAAGAUUUGUCGAUGAUGUGCCGCAGGAUGUGAAAAAUCGUCGUGUCUAUGAAAUGGCAAAAGUGUUUCGUGAUGGCGCUGAGGAGCUCAAUGCUGCCUGUGUUGGAAAAAAACAAUUAAUUUUAAUUGAAGGCACAAGCAAAAAAUCGAACGAUGCGUAUUUCGGACGAAAUGAAUCGAAUACAAAAGUAAUCAUUCCCGCCAAUGCUGAAAUAUACCAAGAUUACGAAUCGGCACAACGACAUGACAUGGAUGCAAAACAACCAAUAAAACCGGGCAACUUUGUUGUCGUAGACAUAACAGAAUCAAAUUCACAAGUUCUCAAAGGAACGCCUUUAUACCAUUCAAGCAUUUCAGAUUUUAGCCAGCGGCACAAUUUGUAUCAUAAUUGACUAUAAAUCGAAGUGUACAAGUACAUAACAA